Molecule: messenger RNA, 354 nt
Organism: Besnoitia besnoiti
Lineage: Eukaryota; Apicomplexa; Conoidasida; Eucoccidiorida; Sarcocystidae
Exons: 1
Coding region: 1-354 (117 amino acids)
Source: RefSeq, a predicted model, not a curated record
AUGUGCGAACGUGUCUCCAUAUACGCACACGGAGAGUUGUUUGUGACCUUCAAUGAAAACUACACACGGCCACAAUAUCAGUGCCUUGCCACUUGUGCAGACUGCCAGCUGCCGUUUGCGCUGAGAGACAAGAUCUCGGGCUUGUACAGACAACUCAAGACUCUGGAGGAGAGUGGGGAAUCUCUGCCAGGGGAAUCGUGGACUACGGGUGACGAGGAAGAAUACCGUCGCUGGGUGAAACGGUUCGACGAGCUCUUCAGAAUCAAGGAAAGGCAUCUGGGUUCUGAUGGAGACAAUCGCGUGCCGGGGCCGAUUCGACGAAACAAAGCGGAGAAGAUAGUUCACAUGAAGUAG